AACAUUCGAAAGUACCAUACCAAUAAUAAAUAAAUGCAUAUUCAUUUUCUUCAUUACCGGCGAUUUGGCGAACUACUGAGCAACUGAGCAACCGAGCAAGGGCCAAGGGAGAAGUACCAAACUCUUUUUUUCGUCUGCAGCUUGCUCACUACGGACGCGAGUCACGCGAUCACCCUCCACUGAUCGAAUCGAUCGAUUAUCCUUCCUAAAUGGCAUCAGCAGCCUCUGUAGCCUUAAUUUCAUAUUCAGAUUGUUGCCAAGGCUUCCAGCAAUACAAGGGAAGAUUUCCAAUUGCAUAUGAAAGUCCGGGAGCAUUAUUAUUUCCAGCUCCGUCUUUCCUCUCUCUACAUCAGAAAAAUCACAUAGGGUGUCUCAGAGCAACACGACGCCCUUCAGUUGUUUGUGCCAUCCGCCCCAAGACUGGAACAGUAACACAGACAUCAUGGGACAAUCUAGUUACGAAAAAUGAAUCUCCUGUUCUUGUUGAGUUCUACGCGAGUUGGUGUGGGCCCUGUCAGAUGGUUCAUCGAGUGAUCAAUGAAAUAGCCGUGGAAUACAAGGGUAAACUCAAGUGCUUUACACUCAAUACAGACAAUGAUUCAGCAAUGGCAGAGGAAUAUGACAUCAAAGCUGUUCCAGUGGUUCUUCUGUUCAAAAAUGGGAGAAAACACAGUAGCGUCAUCGGUACCAUGCCAAAGGAAUUCUAUGUGGCUGCUAUUGAGAAAAUGUUGGCUUCUUAACUACCUUAGGCUCCGUUUGGUAGGGCGUAAAACGUUUUCAUGGAAAACGAUUUUCCCCUUUUCAAUCAUUUUACGUUGUUUGGUUGGUUAAGUUCCGUGUAUUAUAGGCAAACACUUGUACAUAGGUGUAUCGUAUACAACAUAAUUGUUUCAAAUCAUAUGAAAGUCUACUUCGCAAAGGAGUGAUUUUUAUGUGAUUAAGGGCGAGUAACAGGUGAUUGAGAUUGUUGUUAGGUUGUUACUAUUCACCUGGUGUAUACAAGACCUUUAUGUUGAUACGAGUGUGGAUGUGUGGGACAGUUUUAGUUAAUUUGUUUAUGCCCUAUUGGGCCAAUUUAAGUUUAAUUUGUUUGUGCCA
Spinacia oleracea (spinach) is the source of this 1098-nucleotide messenger RNA. RefSeq names its product thioredoxin M3, chloroplastic-like. The record is from RefSeq and is a predicted model, not a curated record. The coding region runs from base 210 to 740 and encodes 176 amino acids. Gene Ontology annotation, molecular function: protein-disulfide reductase activity. The transcript is spliced from 3 exons. NCBI's taxonomy places the organism in Eukaryota, Viridiplantae, Streptophyta, Magnoliopsida, Caryophyllales, Amaranthaceae. Gene Ontology annotation, cellular component: cytoplasm.